Messenger RNA from Actinia tenebrosa (Australian red waratah sea anemone), 3908 nucleotides. RefSeq lists its product as uncharacterized. NCBI's taxonomy places the organism in Eukaryota, Metazoa, Cnidaria, Anthozoa, Actiniaria, Actiniidae. Gene Ontology annotation, biological process: protein phosphorylation. The record is from RefSeq and is a predicted model, not a curated record. Gene Ontology annotation, molecular function: protein serine/threonine kinase activity; ATP binding.
CAGAGAAACAGACUGAAGAGCCAAAACCAACUGAUAAUCCAUCACCACCCCAAAAGGAAAAACCACAACCAUUAGUCCUUAAYCAGAUUAAUAUUCCUCUAGAAAAGGAUGCUGCAAAAGCAAAACAAACAGAACCAAAGAGAGAAACACCGUCGCCAGUAUUAGACAAAGAACGACCAAAACCUCUGGUUCUGAACCAAGUCACCCUGCCUGACAGAACAGAGGCUCCAUCGGUACAGCCUAAAUACACGUCCACAGAAUCAACACCCAGUGAGACAACUAUUAUUACUUCAACAUCUGUCGGUAAGAUAUUCAUGGUUAAGAAGGUAGAUGAGUCUGAAAUAGCAGGAAAGCUAGCAGAAAAAGGCCAAGAAACGACAGAGAAAAAAGAAAGUGAUGUUGCAAAGGUGGAGAAACCAGAUGCGGAUAAAACUCUCGAUGAAAAAUCGAGUACGGAUAAGAAAACUUUUGCAGAAGUAGUAACUGGAUCUACGYCUGUAGAGGCAAGUCAUAGCGUUAAUAUAGCAGAUACCUCUCAUCAUUCAGCUGCUGAAGAAGACAAGUCAAAGGAUGAUGCAUUGUCCUCUCAAGCUCUUUCGGUUCAAACCCAAACAAGUUUUGAUUCUCCACUGCUUAUGGAUGCUAUAAAAGCUACCAGUGCUCUAAUGCCUUGUAGCGAAUUAUUGCCUUGUUCAGGCACUUUUAAUGAAAUUGUUCCAAGCGCAUUGUCAAAAACUGAUAGCGAAACUGAAGAGGUUGUCAAAGGUCGGUUUGUUGUAAAGUCUGUCGACCAAACGAUCGCUCCAGAAGGGGCUUUACAACGAAUAAUCUCAUCUACGGAGACCACAACAGCCCAUGCGUCUGAGGUAACAAAAAAUACUUUCGUGUCUCAGACCUCGGAYACUGUACCACCCACGGUACCCCAAGAAGCCCCUGUGGCUAUCCAAGCUGCUGAAAUCACACUUCAGGAUGUUGGCCAGUUUAGAUACGAGUCUCCACCAACGCUCACUCCUAGCUCAUCAAUGGAGAGCCUUAACUCGACAUCUUCACAGACACAAGCCAAUAAAGAUAACAACCAUUCGUCUCAGUCUUGUAUGAUUGAAGGCAUAUCUAAUCCUGCGCAGAUUCAGAUGGCUUCUUAUAGAGAAGUUCGCAAGCAAAGCUGGCAGAGUGACUCCUCUACRGAAGGUGUCAUGGCUACUAAGCCUGUUCCUAGUAGACAUACAGGGGGAACAGACAGUGAUGGUGGCUCCGGUCAAGCCAGUUGUUCAUCAAAACAGAAGAAACCAAGAAACCGUUCCAUUCAAUCGCAAAUUUCRAUAGAAGUGGCAGCCAUUACGUCCCUAGAAUUGACAUCAGAAGAAGAGGAGGAGUUUAAGAAAAUUCGAAUAAGGUAUCAAAAAGAAAGAGAAGAAAUGGAUCGAAAGCAAGAGAARGAGCUCAUGUCUCUCAGGAAAAAAAUCGAAACUAGAAAUCCCAAAACAAAGGCUCCCGCAUCGCAAGCUCCAGAGCAGCAACAAAGAUCUCGUUCGUUUCCAAGGCAACGKGUUGCCGACGAACCGAUAGAAGUUUUCAAAGCCAAUGGGUGCCCCCUCGACUUUCCUCAGUCGAAGAAAACGUUAACCACCGAUAAAGAAAUCGAACAACUUAAUCUUUUCGAAAUCAAACAACUUAAUCUUUUUGAAAGCGGAGCAAAGAUGAAGACAUCGWCAGAAAAGAAAGUUGUCGUAAGCGUCACUUCGAAGACGGAAACUAAAAUGAGUCUAAACCAAAUAAAAAARAGUCAACUGCAAAGAGAUAUGGUUUCCAAAUCUACCACUUCGRUUGGGCAAAUACGCAAAGGUCCCACGCCUCCGCCUCAAUCUCAAACACAGCAGAAAGCUACAGGAUCUUUUCCCGUUAGUCGUAAUACCAGCUUUCCAAAUCUAUCCCAAAUGCCCAUUCAAACACCACAGGCCUCGUCAAAUAUGCUCCCCGCAACCAAUGGAAAAACAACGAACUUUCCCACUAAUUUGGCUUCUUGGGGAGGCACUCAGCAGGAACUUAGUCAAUGGAAAGCGUCUAUUGAACAACAAUGGUCUGCGGAUAAUCAGGCGUGGACAGCAUCCGAAGGGGCCACAUGGCCGUCGAGCGGACCUGCUCAAUUUGUACCUGUGACCACUAAGAAUAAUCAGCCUUUCGCAUCGACUCCUACCGUGCAGAAGCAACAGGUACCCCAUAUGUAAUCCUGGCCUGUGUGGARAAGAGACCUUGUCCAAUUACAUUUUUUGGUAAUAUUUACAUAUUUCUAGUCAUAAUUGUAACUAUUUAGUUACCCUUUGUUCAUGGGAUGACGUCGAGGGCAGCAUGAAAGUGGUGCUACAAUUAAACAGUUUCAAAGGAAUUUCACAGAAAAGCAUGCACGCGAUCAUUGUCCCAUGUAUUCGAGUUAUCGACUUGUUUAAAUAGUCGUAUCAUUGUAUUAUAUUUUAAUUCUCGAUUGCGGAUUUUGCCCUUUUUGGGUGUAAUUAAUCUCUUCAUUGUGAAAUGAUCUGCGGUUAUAUAUGAGGCUAUGUAGAUGUAGGUACUUCUUGGAGGAGUAACCACCUGUUGCAUUUCUGCCCGUAGUUGUGUUGUACUUCCUCAAAAUAAGUUGCACUGCAAAUUCUAAAAUCUCAGGACUUUCCCGCCUUUUCUGUCCUGGUCAAUCAAGAGGAAGAUAUUCCAACUUAAAAAGCAUUUUAACAUCAAUACCAUAAUCCCAAUACUCUUCACAAGUUCAGUUACCGUUGACUUCCUUAUUGAUCCAAACCUCAUUUAAUACUCUUGCUGUAUUCACCCUACACAGUGUUUAAUCGAGAUGAAGUGCCCUCAUGCUGCCUAUAUGACGCCAUUCAUUCUCUUUAUCAAAUUCUCUAGCGCAAUAUUUCCAAUUUAUACGUUUGAAUUCAUUAUGAUGCUUUCCUUUAUAGAACUAAAAUUUGAGAAAGAAAAACCAAAUAGUCGACAAAAACGAAAGCCGACUGUUAACAUUAUUCAACGAGAAGAAAAUUUAAUUUUAUAAGAACGAAUCGUUGAAGAGAACGGCUGGUUUAUUUUUGUUAUGAAAAGAGUAACUAUAGAAAUGUAAUAUUAGUUUUUCUAGCCUGAACGAGAUUGGUUUAGAAUCAGAACGGAAUAGGGUGGGGUCUAACUCGUUAUCAGUCGUCUUCGAGUCUUGCACGUAUAGCCUAAUGGAAUAAUCCGCAAAGCAGACUGCGCUGCAGGCUCACGACACCUGCGGCGUGUCAGGUUGGGUUGGCAUAAAUACUUCUUUCGCUCUUCUAUUUUGACAUGGUCUCCAUUGCUUUAUUCYCGACCGAGAGACAAUAUUUCCGUUUAAGAAGAAAGAGUUAUGAAUACUCAUCCCCAGGCUCUCUCGCAUGGUCUAAAGCAUGGUUACCAAGGAUCACUGGGAGAGCCAAGUCAGGAUCUUUUUUAUAUCUUGGGCGGGUGUCCUACUAAUUUACAGACCGAAGGGUACAUUAAAAAGGAAUAAACAAAAUGAAGUUAUAUUAUGAUACCGUAAUUUAAGAUCUAAAUUAUUUUAUUAAAAUCUUCGGCAACGUUUAAUGGUUGAUAUUGAAAAGGGUGAUCUGAAAGACCGGUGAAUGGUCGGCGAAUGUUCGGAAGACGAUCGUCGACCAGUCGUAACUUAAACAUUGGGUUGUUAAGCCCCUACUGAUAUACGGCCUUCAAAGCCUUGACGGAUGAUCUUGUUUCAGGACACCCUUUAGAAUUAGUCGCAAAUAAGAUUUACCAACAAAGUUGUUUUUCCGUUCUAUUAGAUUGACUUUUCCUCGUGCUCGCCAUCUUUUUAGUAAUCAGACCGGCCCAGUAAUUCAAUCAUGUAAUGAUUAAUAAAAUGUCUUGCGUUUUCCAUUCUGCAA